AUGGAUUCAACAGUUGCAGAUUCCUCGCCAUCUGUGGAGCAGGGAUUCGAGGGACAGCCAUACCCUGGGUUCUGGAGGCAGGUGACGCUGCGUUCCAUGGCCAUCGCGGCGGUGCUCGCGACCAUCUUCUCUUUGGUCACGCUGCGGAUCUACAUGACCAUUGGGGUCGUGGGGGCGCUCAAUAUGCCUGCGAACGUCCUCGGUUACUUCUCCGUGAAGAGCCUCGUCGCCAUGCUGAGGCGCCAUGGCAUCGCUGCCGCACCGUUCACGCGCCAGGAGAACAUCUUUCUCCAGACCUGUGUCAUGACCUGCGUUAACAUUGCGAUCUCAGGUGGUUUGCCAAAUUACAUUAUUGCAAUGAAUUCUCAUGUAGCGAAAUCUCUCAGUAAUCAUCCGGAUGAGGAAGACAUUAUUGACCGCGUACCAACAGGAAAAUAUGCGCUAUUCCUUUUCCUCACCGGCCUGGUGGCAGUAACGUCCAUGCUGCCGCUGGUGCAGGUUAUGAUUGUCGACUACAGAUUGCCCUUCCCAACAGGCUCUGUUGUGGCUCAUCUUAUCAAUAGUUUUCACACCCCUCAAGGAGCUUAUGUGGCAAAGAUGCAGGUUGCAGCUAUAUUCAAAACGUUUCUGGGAAGCUUUUCUUGGUCUAUGUUUCAAUGGUUCUAUAGUGGUGGUGAACACUGUGGAUUUCAGUCCUUUCCAAUGUUUGGACUAGAGCUAUAUAAGCGUAGAUUCUUUUUUGAUUUCUCUCCAUCAUUUGUUGGUUUGGGUAUGAUUGUCCCCCAUGUUGUAAACUUCGGGUUGCUUUUUGGAGCAAUCACCUCCUGGGGAAUAUUAUUUCCUUUCCUUGACAGCAAAAGAGGGCAAUGGUAUCACACUGACAGUACUACAAGUUUGAAUGGAGCGAAUGGAUAUAAGAUUUUUAUUGGCAUAACAAUGAUUAUCACUGAGGGAAUUUUCAACUUCAUUAAACUCCUUUCUGUGAGUUCAAUCGACUACUACAAGAAGAGCCAAGAAAAUGAUUCAGGGAAGAUCAAAUAUAUGUUGACAAGUCCCAGCCUUAACUAUGAUGAUCGGAAAAGGCUUGAGGUACUUGCUGGCAAUCAAAUCCCUCUUUUUUUACCAGUGGCCGGAUAUAUUGGAUGCGCCAUAAUUUGUUCAGUCGCUAUCCCUUGGAUCUUCCAUCAUGUUACGUUCUAUCACAUGGCCUUAUUGUUUGUCAUUCUUCCUAUUUUUACCUUCUGCAAUACAUACGGAACGGGACUCACAGAUUGGUCAGUUGCACAAACUUAUGCAAGGUUUCUGCUCUUCAUCAUAGCUGCAUUGAUUGCAAAACCAGGUGCCAUUAUCGCUAGCCUUGCAGUCUCUGGCGUGGCUGUGGCAGCUCUUAAUGUUUCUUCACAGGCCAUGCAAGACCUCAAGACUGGUUAUAUGACUCUGACUAAUCCAAGAGCUGUAGUGGCUGGGCAUAUCUACGGUGUGCUAAUUGGUUCUAUCAUUAACCCAUGCAUCUUUCUUGCCUUCGAGGCAAACGCUAAAGAUACUGCUCCCAUUGGUUCAAAGGAUUCAGGGUACCCAUGCCCCUCCGCAUCGAUCUAUCGUGCCAUUGGGCUACUUGGUAAGAGAGGAUUGGAUCAGCUCCCGGAUCACUGCAUCACCUUUUGUUUGGUUACAUUCUUGAUAACACUAGCUGUCGAAACACUUAGAUUAGUGUCGCAGAAAAAUGAUUGGAAUUUACAAAAUUUCAUCCCUUGCAUCACAGCAAUAGCACUACCAUACCUGACUGGACCUUACUACAGCAUAGAUAUGACCCUAGGUAGUGUCCUGUUAAUCAUUUGGGGUCAAAUGAACAGACAAAGUGCCGAAUUAUUGUCGUCGGCAGUUGCAGCAGGCUUAAUAUGUGGAGAUGGAAUAUGGGCUCUGCCAUCAUCAAUACUCAGCAUCUCCAAUGUACAUCCACCAAUCUGCAUGAAGUUUCUUGCGAGUGGAAAACAAGUGCAUAUUGUCGACUCAUUCGUAAAUACAUUAGGAACACGUUGA
Molecule: messenger RNA, 2040 nt
Organism: Panicum hallii
Lineage: Eukaryota; Viridiplantae; Streptophyta; Magnoliopsida; Poales; Poaceae
Product: probable metal-nicotianamine transporter YSL3
Exons: 6
Coding region: 1-2040 (679 amino acids)
Cellular component (GO): membrane
Molecular function (GO): oligopeptide transmembrane transporter activity
Source: RefSeq, a predicted model, not a curated record